Phaedon cochleariae (mustard beetle) is the source of this 964-nucleotide messenger RNA. Lineage: Eukaryota; Metazoa; Arthropoda; Insecta; Coleoptera; Chrysomelidae. The record is from the annotation of a GenBank genome assembly.
UUAUAAUCAGUUUAUCAAAAAUAUGUGCGAUGUUAAUGCAACAAUAACAAACACUUGCACCACAGAUAGACCUAGAUAAGAAAUUAGUAACGCCAUCAAGAAAUGUCUUCUUUGAUUGGAAGGUUAGCCCUUGUUACAGGUGGUGGAUCAGGAAUUGGUCAAGCAACCUGUCGGAUUCUAGCUAGAGAAGGAGCCUCCAUUAUAGUAGCUGAUAGAGCUUCCAAAAAUGUUCAGAAAACUUUGCAAAGUAUACAGAGUGAUACAACACAGAAUCAUCUAGGUUUAGAGAUGGAUGUGGCAAAAGCAACAAGUGUAGAAGAUGCUCUGAAAAAUACCCUGGAAAAAUAUGCUAAGCCACCUAGCAUAAUUGUUAAUUGUGCUGGCAUCACAAGAGAUAAUUUCUUGUUGAAACUAUCAGAAGAAGAUUUUGAUGAGGUUAUUAAUGUGAAUUUAAAAGGUACUUUUCUUGUAACUAAAAUAUUUACCAAUUCGAUAGUGCAAAAUGGGAUAAACAAUGCUUCCAUAAUCAAUAUAGGUAGCAUAGUAGGAGACUAUGGCAACUUAGGUCAAACAAACUAUUCUGCUAGCAAAGCUGGAGUAGAGCUUCUGACAAGAACAGCAUCCAAAGAAUUAGGAAACUUAGGAAUAAGGGUUAAUGUUAUUCUUCCUGGAAUGAUUAGGACACCUAUGAUAGAUGCUGUUCCACCUAAAGUUCAGGAAAAGUUUAAAGAGUUAAUACCAAUGAAACGAUUCGGGAAUGCAGAAGAAAUUGCCGAAGUUAUCGCAUUUUUAGCUUCUGAUAAAAGUUCUUAUAUGAAUGGAGCAACAAUUAAAGUAACUGGAGGAUUCUGAUGAAAUAUUAUUGGUGAUACUGUGUAAAUACUUGGGGUUUUGGGUUAUAUUUUGUUCUACACUAUUUUAUGAGCAUUUUUAUCAACUGGUGCAAUAAAAACUAAAAUAAAUC